CCCCCGCCACCGCCCGGCAGGGAGCUGAGUGGCGCGGUCCUCGGAGAAUCGCAUCAUUCCAGCCCCGCCGUGGGGGUGAGGCCGGGUCAGGAUGCCCGGGUCGUUGGAGGAAAAGGAGGAACUGGACCCAGAGCCCGAGGAGAAGAAAAGGGAAAGACAAGGGACGGAGAUAGAGGGCCAGCGGAGGUAGGCGCCCGGAGCACUAUAGGACGACCGAGGCCGGACCCCGCGAAGUCUCCCAGGCAGUCCGGGACCAGCAGCGCGGAGCAGAGUGCGGGAGCCGUCCGGGGCGCACCAUGCGCGGGUCCCCGGCCACCCGGCCGGUCUACACGGCGGCCGCCUGGGUCACGUGGCCCGGGCGCGUCCGCUGCUGUCCUGGCGUGGGGGCGGGCGGCGGGCCGGGGGCGCGCGGUGCCCGGGGCCGCGGCGAGCCGGUGGCGGCAGCCAGGUUCCCUCUCUGCGCGCUGCGCUGCGCCCCGGGCGCGGGAGCCGCCCACUGCCUCCCCGCGCUUGCCCCCCCGCCAGGCUGCCGGCCUCUAUAUAGCGCACCCCUGCACUGCCCGCGCCAGGCCACUAGCCACUCAGGGGGAGCUGCAGAGCGCGCCGCGCCGGGGAGCCAGCCCCCCGCCCCCUGCGCCGCCGCCCCGACGGGCGCCUCGCGCCGUGGCCGGCGCCGCCGGGCCCCCGCGGCCACCAUGAAGAAGGAGGUGUGCUCCGUGGCCUUCCUCAAGGCAGUGUUCGCCGAGUUCCUGGCCACCCUCAUCUUCGUCUUCUUUGGCCUCGGCUCGGCCCUCAAGUGGCCGUCAGCGCUGCCCAGCAUCCUCCAGAUCUCACUGGCCUUUGGCCUGGCCAUAGGUACCCUGGCCCAGGCCCUGGGGCCGGUGAGCGGCGGCCACAUCAACCCGGCCAUCACGCUGGCUCUCCUGGUGGGCAACCAGAUCUCCCUGCUCCGGGCCGUCUUCUACGUGGCGGCCCAGCUGGUGGGCGCCAUCGCCGGGGCGGGCAUCCUCUAUGGGCUGGCACCACUUAAUGCCCGAGGCAAUCUGGCCAUCAACGCGCUCAACAACAACACAACCCAGGGCCAGGCUAUGGUAGUGGAGCUGAUUCUGACCUUCCAGCUGGCACUCUGCAUUUUCUCCUCCACCGACUCCCGCCGCACCAGUCCUGUGGGCUCUCCGGCCCUGUCCAUUGGCCUUUCCGUCACACUGGGCCACCUUGUGGGGAUCUACUUCACCGGCUGCUCCAUGAACCCAGCCCGCUCUUUCGGCCCUGCAGUGGUUAUGAAUCGCUUCAGCUCUGCUCACUGGGUGUUCUGGGUAGGCCCCAUCGUGGGGGCCAUCCUGGCUGCCAUCCUCUACUUCUACCUGCUCUUCCCCAACUCCCUGAGCGUGAGUGAGCGCGUGGCCGUCAUCAAGGGCACAUAUGAGCCUGAGGAGGACUGGGAAGAGCAACGAGAGGAGCGAAAGAAGACCAUGGAGCUGACUGCCCGCUGACCUGUGUCAGGAAGGGGUCAGUCCCCUAGCCCCGGAACCACAGGGGCAAAAUAUGUACAUAUAUGACAGCAAAGCUUCCUUCCCCUACAGCUGGGUCCUCUGGGCUAGGGAGGAGGUGCUGGCUCCCCCAGCUUCACAAUAAGGAAUGGGAGCCGGAAUCCAUGAUGGGACUCUUGGGUGGGGGCCAGGGGUUGGUGUCUGAUGGGGAGGCGGGUCUGUCUGGGACAGGGCAGCCUGCUGCCAUGAGGUCGGACCUCAGAGACUGAAAGUAGCACCAAGCUUACAGGCUGCAUGGGGGCCAAGCUAGGAAGGGGUGGCCAGCAGUCUGUAUGCCCCUAUCUUCCCCCCCCCCGCCCCCACCUUAAGAGCCAGAGGCGUCCCAGUCCCUUGGACCUGAAGAGGCUGCCCCUCCCCAGAUUGCCUUGGGAGGGAGACAGACUGAUUCAUUAAAUGCUGCCUUAUUUAUUUCUGCUCAAGGGUGCACAGGGUAGUGCCGGUGUUUGGGGCAGGGGUGUACCAAUAAACCACUGACAUUCA
Messenger RNA from Mustela lutreola (European mink), 2030 nucleotides. RefSeq names its product aquaporin 5 (gene AQP5). Bases 297 to 1493 code for a protein of 398 amino acids. Gene Ontology annotation, biological process: transmembrane transport. The record is from RefSeq and is a predicted model, not a curated record. Gene Ontology annotation, cellular component: apical plasma membrane; plasma membrane. Gene Ontology annotation, molecular function: water channel activity. Lineage: Eukaryota; Metazoa; Chordata; Mammalia; Carnivora; Mustelidae. The transcript has 4 exons.